Gracilinanus agilis (Agile Gracile Mouse Opossum) is the source of this 2379-nucleotide messenger RNA. RefSeq names its product cytidine and dCMP deaminase domain containing 1 (gene CDADC1). Gene Ontology annotation, molecular function: dCMP deaminase activity; zinc ion binding. The coding region runs from base 71 to 1624 and encodes 517 amino acids. The record is from RefSeq and is a predicted model, not a curated record. Gene Ontology annotation, biological process: dTMP biosynthetic process; dUMP biosynthetic process. NCBI's taxonomy places the organism in Eukaryota, Metazoa, Chordata, Mammalia, Didelphimorphia, Didelphidae. Gene Ontology annotation, cellular component: cytoplasm. The transcript has 10 exons.
GCCUGUUGGGGUUCGAGAUCAUGCCUAAUGCCGGGGAUUCCCGCGGGCAGCCGAGACCUCCAGGGUUGGGAUGAAAGAAGUAGAGCAGAUGCAAAAUUUGGAGAGCGCGGGGGCUGGGCGGUCAGUGAGCACGCAGACUGGCAGUAUGACUGGUCAAAUACCAAGACUUUCUAAAGUUAAUCUUUUCACUCUGCUCAGUCUCUGGAUGGAACUCUUCCCAUCUGUGGAGAAAAAGCAAAAAUUACAGAGAAAGGAAGAGGACAAACGUGGACCCUUGGGAGAUAAUACAGAUGUGGCCAGAGUACCUAUUGACAGAAAACAGGUGAAGAAAACUGGUCUUGUGGUGGUGAAAAACAUGAAAAUUGUUGGUCUCCAUUGCUCUAGUGAAGAUUUACAUGCUGGGCAAAUUGCUCUUAUUAGACACGGGUCAAAGAUGAAAAACUGUGAUCUUUAUUUUUCCAGAAAGCCAUGUUCAGCUUGUUUGAAAAUGAUUGUAAAUGCUGGAGUGAACCGAAUUUCCUACUGGCCUGCUGAUCCAGAAAUAAGCUUGCUUACUGAAGCUUCCAAUCCAAUGAGUACUGGAGAUGCAAAACUAGAUGCCAAAGCGGUGGAAAGACUGAAGUCAAACAGUCGGGCCCAUGUGUGUGUCUUGCUUCAACCUUUGGUGUGUUAUAUGGUGCAGUUUGUAGAGGAAACCUCCUACAAAUGUGAUUUUAUUCAAAGAAUUGCAAAAACGCAGCCUGGCUUUAACUCUGACUUUUAUUUUGAAUGUAAACAAGAAAGAAUAAAGGAAUAUGAAAUGUUAUUUCUGGUUUCAAAUGAAGAAAUGCAUAAGCAAAUAUUGAUGACUAUAGGCUUGGAGAACCUGUGUGAAAAUCCAUACUUUAGCAAUCUAAGGCAAAACAUGAAAGACCUUAUUCUACUUUUGGCCACAGUAGCUUCCAGUGUGCCCAACUUUAAACACUUCGGAUUUUAUUGUAGCAAUCCAGAGCAGAUUAAUGAAAUUCACAAUCAAAGUUUACCACAAGAAAUUGCAAGGCACUGCAUGGUACAGGCCAGGUUAUUGGCCUACCGGACCGAGGAUCACAAAACAGGAGUUGGAGCUGUGAUUUGGGCAGAAGGGAAAUCUAAAACCUGUGAUGGAACAGGGGCCAUGUAUUUCAUAGGAUGUGGUUAUAAUGCCUUUCCUGUUGGAUCUGAAUAUGCUGACUUCCCACACAUGGAUGAUAAACAGAAAGAUCGAGAGAUAAGAAAGUUCAGAUACAUUAUCCAUGCUGAACAGAAUGCCUUGACAUUUAGGUGUCAAGAAAUAAAGCCAGAAGAAAGAAGUAUGAUUUUUGUAACUAAGUGUCCAUGUGAUGAGUGUGUGCCUUUAAUUAAAGGUGCAGGCAUUAAACAAAUCUAUGCAGGAGAUGUAGAUGUUGGAAAAAAGAAGGCAGACAUCUCUUACAUGAGGUUUGGGGAACUUGAGGGUGUGAGCAAAUUUACAUGGCAAUUGAAUCCAACGGAAGCUCAUAUUCUGGGACUAAAUGAGUCUGAAAUGAUAGAGAAUGGUAUCUUGAGACCUAAGUUAAUGGAGGAAGAACGUCACCAAAACAAGAAGUUGUGUCUUGGAAACCACUAAAUGAAAAGAAAGUCCUGCCUGAAUCAGAGAAGGAAGCCAAGGGGAUUUUUACUGCACUUUUAAAAUUCAUCCUUGUUGCGUCUGCAAAUAAGGAUGGAGUUUAGGAAAUAAUUGACAAGUAUUUUUAAGGAAGUUAAUUUAUUACUGAAAUGUGAAUAAUGUUAAUGAGAAUAUUUUCAUUUUAGAUUUCCUUGUGUGUUUUCUAGAGUACAAUAAUUUUUUUAUUACACUAAAUGAGGUAUCAACAAUGAAUAAGACUUUUGGUUGGCUGAUUUCUGUUGAUCUGGAGUUUUUAUCCUGGGCCAGUUCUUAGAGUUAAGUAAACUACUUACUUAAAGGGAAAGUAUUCAUUCAGACCAUGAGAUUGUUGAGUAGUUAGCUGCCAUAAAGAAAUGACUGACAACCUCAUGAUCUGGAAAAGUCAGUGCACUCCCGAAAGGUCAGGCUCAUGUCCAGUAUUUAUUAAUCACUAGUAUCUGCUCCAUUUCAAUUGAUUCUUAGAAAAGUAAGAUAAUUUCUGAUAGACCAUGAUCUCCAUUUUGAAAGCUAGUUUUUAAAAUGAUCAUUAAUUAUUCCCAAAUCCUUUGAUAAAUACAAGUCAGAUUGAAUUAUCACUGAAUUAUGGUGGCAGCAGGAAGAAAAUAUUCUGUGACAACAUUCUUGUUCAUUGGCAUUAUCUCUUAAAAAGAUCCAAAUCGAAAAUAUUCCUCAAGUUGGAGGAUAAUUUUAACAAUAAAAUAUUUUAGUGUGAUAAA